Messenger RNA from Clunio marinus, 216 nucleotides. Lineage: Eukaryota; Metazoa; Arthropoda; Insecta; Diptera; Chironomidae. The record is from the annotation of a GenBank genome assembly.
AUGCUUCUGUUGACAAAUGAAUUAUGUCGCAUAAUUGGCCUCGAGUGUCAAUUCAAGUUUAAACUCUUGUUUUAUAUUUUGCUUACGCCUUUGUUAAAGUUUUUAAAAGAAGAUCAAACAGUUAUUUCAAAAGAAAAUUGGAAAAUAUUUACGGAAGUUUUCUAUCUGCGGGGGUUGCUAAACAGAAAACGUCAAUUGAUGUCUCGAAAUAGAUAA